Messenger RNA from Leishmania mexicana MHOM/GT/2001/U1103, 3735 nucleotides. RefSeq lists its product as hypothetical. NCBI's taxonomy places the organism in Eukaryota, Euglenozoa, Kinetoplastea, Trypanosomatida, Trypanosomatidae. The record is from RefSeq and is a predicted model, not a curated record. The transcript has a single exon. Bases 1 to 3735 code for a protein of 1244 amino acids.
AUGCAGACAGCGCCACCGACGCAGCAGCGACGCACCUUUUCGCGCGCGAACGGUGCCGAUGGCACAGCCGUUCCACGCUUGGUGGCGGCUGAGGAACGCCACCGCAAGAACCUGCACCAGAUCCAGCAAUUGAAGCAGGCGCUUUGCUCUACCGUUAGUGCCGCUGCUGCACCAUGCAUGUCUGCGCGGUCGUCGCGAGGCUGGUCCCUACCCUCGUCUACUCUCUCUGUGCCACCACCUUCCAACCCUUCCUGGAUGGCGUCCUCCUUCGAGAGCCCCAGCGGCGUUGUGCCCUCGCCAUCUCAGACAAGCGGGGCAACGGUGCCGGUGUCAAGCCGGCCGACGUGGACCCCCGCAUCAGCGGCCGCAUUGCGCGAGAGCCAUCAGGAGGUGGAACGACUCGUGCGGGAGCGCAACAAGCUGCAGCAACAGUGUGUAGAGUGGGCCAGUCUUCUUGGCGAGGGGUCCCCUCGCGCUGCAGAGAGCGCUGGCACGAGCGCGCCACUUGUGUCUCACUCUGGUGUCGAGGCUGGUGCCUGGUCCCCGGUGCACGAGGCGGCGCUCGCAGUUGUGAGGCAGGCAACGCACUGCUACCCCAGCGCACUACGCGAAGCGCGGAUCAAGUCGGAUUUAGUAGCGACAGAGGACACCAGCAAACCACAGUGUGCGAGAUCCUCACCGUCGUUCGCGUCACAUGAGGGUGAGGUGAGCGAGCCGCUGCUGCACGGCAAUGGCUGUUCACCGCUCACAACAGAGGAGCUGGCGGACGCGCUCCAUCGCCUGGCAGAGUUUCUGCCGCGCCUGGCUUCCACGGCGACUGCCAGCGAACUUGUGGCUUCUUCAGGGCCAGACCUGUUGCACCGCAUCCACACUCUCGAGGAGGAGAAGGAAAGUGACUGCCUCGUUGUGUUGUCCAUCACAGACCAUCUCACGGAAGUCGCAACACAGCUGCGACGAGAGGCUGCGGAGAAAGACGAGGCGCUACACGCAUUGCAGGAGACGGUGGAGGUGUUGAUGGAGGAGAAGUCGCAGUGGGCACGGCGCGCUCGGGAGAGUGAGGAGGCGUUGGCGGAGAGGUAUGAGCAGUACAGCCAAAGAGAGAAGGCCUGGGAAAUAGAAGUGACAGAGCUGCUGCACUCAAAGCAUAAUGCGGAAGCUUCCUCGGGGACAGCGACGGCGACGGAGAUGGGGGAGGGGCACAUCGCACAGCUACAGCAGGAGCUUGAAGCCAAGGGGGCUACCCUUUCGAUUUUGGAGGAGGAGCACCGUGCCCUGCAGGCCACGUACGCAGCGCUGCAAACUCACAGUCAGCAAGCGGAGGCUGCCCACCAAAAGCGCAUUGCGGAGCUGGAAAGCCAGCUGAACCCACUGGAAGAGGAGCUGCAGACCCAGGCUUGUAUCAUCGGAUCGACGCUGCGCGAGGUGGAGGACUUGUCGGUGGUGCAUCAGACCGAGACAGUCGCUUUGGUAGAGUCCCAUAACGCUUUCCUCGCAGGGAAGGAGGUGGCACUUCUUAGCGUACAAGAGGCUAAGGAGAGGAUUGAGGUGGAGCUAGCGGAACGCACCGCGGACGCGGCGCAGAUGAGGGCGGAGCUGGAGACCGCUCUUGGUAAGCUGGCAGCAGCCCAACGUGCUUUAGACCGACCGGGUUCACCUUCGUUGGUGCAUAACGACGUCUCAGUGGAGAACUCGUCUGUGGUGGAGUCGACCGGCCUACUACGGCCCACAGGGCCCAGUGAAGGCGACGGCGACGGCACCGACGCGUCGCUUCAGAUGGACGGGGCGAGCUCCCCCGGCAAAGGCGAGAGGGCGAAGAAUGACGAUGCAGAGGAUGCUGCAGAGUCGCCGACGGAGCUCGUGAACGUUCGAAAAUUGCAACAGUCGCUGAGCCGGAUGAGUCGAGAGCGCACGGCCCUCAAGCGCAAGCUAGAGCAUCGUGCUGAUGCCCUCUCAGAGAUGGAGAGCGAACUGGAGGCGGCGCUGCGGCUGGCGGCGCAGCGAGGCGCACAAGUGGAGGCACUCACCGCUGAGCUGGAGAGAGCCAAAGCCACUGACACCUCGGCACCAGCAGACGCGAAGACAGCAGGUGAGGACAAUUCCGGUGAGGAGGAGGCCGAUGCGGGGAGUUCACUCCAGUUGAUGGACUUUUCGGAGCUGGAGCGAUACGAGGACGAAGGGACGCUCUAUCCCGAUCCGGUAGACUUGUCUGAGUGGCUGCUGGGACACGCUGAAGGCUCCUCGGUGCGGUUCUCCACCUACGUGCAGCACCACCUCAGCGAAAACGAGCAGCUGCGCAUCGCAGCAGUCGGCCCUCUGUACCACAUCGGCUUUACCCUCCUCAAGAUGGAGGGGCUUGUGAAGCAGGAGGACGACCCAUUGUGCCUCCCCAUGCUGUGGCGCCGUUUUUUGCUCCAACUGCAACAAGUGUUGGACGUACAGCUGCAGGCCACAGUGCUGAGCCCCGCGGAUUCGGCGAAGUGCUUCUAUGCACUGGCGAGUAGUGUGGGCUUCUUCGGCAACCUUGCUAGUCCUCCUCGAGACCCGCUGACUGGGUACUCGCUAAUUAUCGCUGCCUUGUGCGUGUGUCUGCGUUCUCCCUCAGCGUCUACUUCGACGGAUAGCUCCUGCAAGUGGCAGUGCUGUCAAGCAAUACUGCGCCACGUAUCUCACUACGGGGACGGCAAGGCGGCGAGCCAAACGGGACGCAGCAUCGCCGAUGCCGACUCGCAGGCGCUGGACAGCCUGUUUCUUGCCUUGUGCGCUGAGUUCCCAGCAGCGACCGCAUUACACGAGGAGGAUGCAGGAGACGAGGGUGCGACUGCAAGCGCUGGGACAGCACCCGUGCCCCCGCCGUGCCCGAUUCGCCUCGCCGAGCUCCUCGCAAGCGACCUUCUGAGUGACCACCUCCCCAUAUCGCACUUGGCCUUAUGCGCUGCGGCUCUCGCUGACAUUGUUACCAGUAAUGUCGUAGCUAUCGAGGGCCAGCUUCCCGAAAGUUCACAGAUGGAAACCGCGAAGAUCGUUUCGGCGGCGCGGCCGCGUGUGAGCUUCGCACAGGAGCGUGGCGUCGCUCCGCUUCUGCUGUACGUGGCUCGCUACGAAUACCUUUUAUUUGGCUGGGCUCAAGAGAUUGGCGACGCCGCUGGCGAAGCUGACGGUGGCUCACCCAGCGGAGACGGAAACAGUACGGAUACUGCCUCCCUUACGCUAUCCUCACUUGGCGUCUCCGCGACAUGGCUGGCGUCGGCAACUGUUCAGAAGGCACCGUCUCGCUCAGCUGCAGUCUCUGCCCGUGCUACACUACUCACCGAGGUGGAAUCGAUCACGCAACUGCUCAUCUUCCUGUGUGCUGGACUUUUGCCGGCUCUCGUGCUUGCCGUUCACUGCUGUCCUUCACUGGAACGGGAGUCGCCGCUCAUCGAUGCCUUCUUUCGCACGCGCCGUUUACUCAUGGCGAAGCGGACCGCACUUCUCGCGAAGAACUCGACGGAGGUAUCUGCCGCCUCGGGGGUGAUACCAGGUGUUUCGCUGCUGCUACCCGAGGCCCAACUGCGCAAUCUUGUAAACGCUGCGCUGGCCCCCAUCAAGCACACCGCGCCCUUUCCAGAGCGAGCGGUGCAGGUGCCAGUGGCGGAGUACAAGCGACUGCACCACGAGCUUCUGUCCCUGUACGAAACAAACGACACGUAUCACCGAUACAUUCAAGAACUGCUGAGCGCGGCAGAGGCGGCAUAG